AGUCGCAACCACCGCUACUCAGACUCGCCAUGGAAGGCGUAGACUUGGAUAACGGACUCACGUUCCCCGUCGACACCGUCUCCGUCGAAGGCGACUUCUGCACCGCGAUCCUCUCCCAAUUCGGCGACUCCAUGCGCGAGGACCACCAGCACCUCUGCGCGGUCAUCGGCGCCAUGUCGCAGGAGCUCAAGGACCAGAACAUGCCUUCCUCUCCCGUCGCCUACUUCGGCGCCACAUGGUCCUCCCUCGACCGCCUCCUCUCGGAGCCCGUGCCGGCCAGCCACAUUGUCGAGGCUCUCCUGACAAUUCUCUGGCUUCUUCUUCCCAGAAUCCCCGUUGCAGUCCUGAGGAAGAAGUGGGAUUCGGUCUCUGGACUCGUCGUUCGUGUUCUCCAAUCGUCGUUGUCGACUGUCGGCGCCGUGACCUCCGGAUUGAAGUGUAUCUCGCAUCUUCUGAUCGUCAGAGAGGCCUCCGAUUGGUCGGAGGUUUCUCAGUUGUACGGGAUUUUGUUAGGGUUCAUCACCGAUGCGCGCCCUAAGGUGAGAAGGCAAUCCCAGCUGUGUCUUCGCAGUGUUUUAGAAAAAUUUCAAAAUACAUCUUUGGUGACAUCUGCAAGCAAAGGGCUUAGAGAAAAAUUUGAAAAGUUCUAUUUGCUUGCUGGGGGGUCAAAUGCCAAUAGCAAUGAAGGACUCAAGGGAGCCCAGGAGUCGCUUAACGUUCUUGACGCUUUGAAAGACUGUCUUCCUCUUAUGUCAACGAGGGACAUAGCUGCUAUGCUCAAGUACUUCAAAACUCUGCUUGAACUGCGCAAACCCCUUGUCACAAGGCGCGUAACAGAUAGUUUGCUUUUUCUCUUCCUUAGGCCAGAUGUCGUGGUUCCAUCUGAAACAUUGCUCGAAAUAUUAUGCUCGCUAGCGCUUUCUGUCUCCACAAGCGAGACAUCAGUGGAUGCCAUGACAUUCACCGUUCGCUUGCUUGAUGUUGGAAUGAUUAGAGUUUAUUCUCUCAAUAGAAACCUUUGUGUAGAUAAACUCCCCCUUGUGUUCAAUGCCCUCAAAGAUAUAUUGGCAUCUGAACAUGAAGAGGCAACACAUUCGGCUGUAAACACAUUGAAGAGUUUGAUACACGCUUGUAUUGAUGAAAGCUUGAUAGAAGAAGGAGUGGAUGAGAUUAAAAAGGUCAACUUAAAUAUGAGUUACAGAAGGUCUGGCCCGACCAUGAUCGAAAAAGUGUGUGCUACAAUGGAUAGCUUAGUUGGUUAUCACUACACUGCUGUUUUGCACCUCUCGUUUCAAGUUAUUGCAUCAAUGUUUGAUAAAUUAGGGGCUGAUUCUUCUUAUCUAAUGAGAGGAACCCUUAAGACCUUGGCAGAUAUGUACAAGUUGCCAGAUGAAGAUUUCCCGUUUAGAAAACAGCUGCAUGAGUGCCUUGGGUCAGCUCUUGGUGCAAUGGGACCUCAAACUUUCUUGGGUCUUCUACCUUUUAAUUUGGAAGCUGAAGACCUAACAGAGGUCAACGUUUGGCUCUUUCCAAUUCUUAAGCAGUAUACCAUUGGUGCCAAUUUAAGCUUCUUUAUGGAGAUUUUGGAUAAGGUUAGACAGAUGAAGAGGAAAUCUGAAGAGCUUGAGCAACAAGGACGGGCUUAUUCUUCUAGGAGUGUGGAUGCACUGAUAUACUCUUUAUGGUCCUUGCUGCCUUCAUUUUGCAACUAUCCCUUGGAUACUGCUGAAAGUUUCAAGGAUUUACUGAAAGAUUUGUGCAGUGCCCUUUGUGGAGAGCCUGAUGUCCGUGGAAUUAUAUGCUCCAGUUUACAGAUUUUAAUUCAACAGAAUAAGAAAAUCUGCGGAAGUGAUAAUCACACUUCUGAUCCGGACGAUUCUGAAGUCGGCAUUGCCAGACAACGAGUGAUGGCUUAUUAUACCCCACAGGUUGCAAAAGAUAACUUGGGUGCAUUGACAGAAUCUGCUCAUGAAUUGUUGACUGUUUUGUCAAAUGUUUUCCUUAAAUCUGGUAAAGAUGAUGGAGGUUCUUUGCAGUCUGCUAUAGCCGAGUUCGCUUCAAUAGCAGAUAAGCAAGUUGUAUCAAGGUCUUUUGCAAGGACAAUGCAUAAGCUUUUGAAUGUCACCCAUAAAGUUGGAGAAACAAAAAAUUCAAGGAAAUUUAAUUCUAUGUCAAUUGAUGAGCCAUCUGAUGAAGGUUCACUUUCAGUUGUAAGGGGACAGCUACUUGACUUGGCUGUUUCACUUUUGCCUGGUUUGGAUACCAAAGAGAUCAGCACUUUAUUCACAGCAAUAAAGCCUUUGUUACAGCAUGAUAAUGGUUUGUUACAAAAGAAGGCUUACAAAGUCUUAUCUCUUAUUUUUAAGACUAGUGAUAAGUUCCUGUCAGAAGAAAAGAACCUCAAUGAAUCACUUCGUCUUAUGAUCGAACAUAUGGAAACAUACCGUUCGUCUGCAAAGCGACACAGGCUUGAUUGUUUGUACUUCCUAAUAAUUCAUGUUUUUAAGGUUAAUGUCGAGCAGCAGAGGCAUGACAUCAUAAAAUGUUUCCUAACAGAAAUAAUACUCGCACUUAAAGAGGUUAAUAAGAAAACAAGAAACAGAGCUUAUGAAAUUCUUGUCGAAAUGGGUCACGCUUGUGGAGAUGAAGAGAAAGGAGGAAAAAAGGAAAACUUGUAUCAAUUUUUUAACAUGGUAGCUGGCGGGCUGGCUGGCGAUACUCCAAUGAUCAGUGCUGCAGUGAAAGGCUUGGCUCGCUUGGUUUAUGAGUUCUCUGAUCUUGUUUCAACUGCUUGCAAUUUGCUUCCAUCCACAUUUCUACUACUUCGAAGAGGGGACAAAGAAAUAUUCAAAGCUAAUUUAGGUUUCCUGAAGGUAUUAGUGGCAAAAUCGAAAGAUGAGGGUGGUCUGCAAUUACAUUUGAGGAGCAUGGUCGAAGGCUUGCUGAUGCGGAAAGAUAAUGUCAAGACACACUUCAAAGCUAAGAUUAAGCUUCUACUGGAAAUGCUCGUCAAAAAAUUUGGACUGGAUGCUGUUAAGGCUGUGAUGCCCGAAGAGCACGUGAAACUUCUUACCAACAUACGGAAGAUCAAGGAACGAAAAGAGAGGAAACUGGUUGCUCCGUCUGAGGAAGCUAAAUCUCAAGUUUCAAGAGCAACUACAUCCAGGCUAAGCAGAUGGAACCAUACCAAGAUAUUUUCUGAUUCUGGUGAUGAAGAAAUAGCGAACAGUGAUGAAGACUACAUGGAUGCCCGGACAGUUUCUGGUAGGCGGGGCAAGGCUUCCUCACAGUUCAAAUCAAAAGCAUCUUCAUUGCGGUCCAGGACUAGAGUGGCUAAGAAGCUGCCUGAGCACUUGAUUGACCAAUUAGAAGACGACGAGCCACUUGACCUGCUUGACCGACAAAGAACAAGGUCAGCACUCCGUUCAGUGAACUUAAAACGUAAAAAUGCAUCAGACUAUGAACCAGAAUUCGACUCCGAGGGGCGCCUAAUAAUUACCGAAGAAGGAAAGAUGAAGAUGGAAAAACAGCUCCACUCCAAGUCAGAUACAAUAAGUGAAGCGGGUAGUCAUCUGUCCACAAAGUCGAAGAAAGCUCAGAAGCGGCAGAAAACAUCAGACUCUGGGUGGGCUUACACAGGUAGCGAGUAUGUUAACAAGAAGGCAGGUGGAGAUGUGAAGAAGAAGGACAAGCUUGAACCAUACGCAUAUUGGCCGCUCGAUCGCAAGAUGAUGAGUCGUAGACCAGAGCAUCGGGCGGCUGCAAAGAGGGGUAUGGCCAGUGUGGUAAAGAUGACAAAGAAGCUUGAAGGCAAGAGUGCUUCAAGUUUGCUCUCCGCUGGGGGCUUGAAGUUUAAAAGGAGCCAUAAAAAAUCCAACAAGAAGAAAAGCAAAUAGAGAACCAUGUUAUAUUGGAUUAGAGUGUCUUCUCAAAUAGUUGGGAGUCGUUUUGUUUGUAAACUUAUUCCCUUUUAAUUCUUUGAUUGUUACUAGAGUACGCUUCUGGUAUUCCAAAAUUUUUAGUGUUUUGCAUCAAAUGGGUGUAUAUAUAUUCGGUUUUUGGGUGUAGCAUAGCGUGUAUAAUGUCGGAGGAACAUGCUAUGAAUUUUGCGGUUUUUAUUGAAUAUUUAUCUUUUGUAAUCAAGUAAACAACAGCUAUUGAGAAGA
Molecule: messenger RNA, 4166 nt
Organism: Morus notabilis
Lineage: Eukaryota; Viridiplantae; Streptophyta; Magnoliopsida; Rosales; Moraceae
Product: RRP12-like protein
Exons: 18
Coding region: 30-3896 (1288 amino acids)
Source: RefSeq, a predicted model, not a curated record